Messenger RNA from Pisolithus orientalis, 690 nucleotides. RefSeq lists its product as uncharacterized. Bases 1 to 690 code for a protein of 229 amino acids. The record is from RefSeq and is a predicted model, not a curated record. The transcript is spliced from 6 exons. NCBI's taxonomy places the organism in Eukaryota, Fungi, Basidiomycota, Agaricomycetes, Boletales, Pisolithaceae.
AUGUUCGCACACUUGUUCCCCUUCUCUACUCUCCACUCUCAUCAUCAAUCCUAUGCCAGGGGAAUGCUUGGUGCAUCCCCUACCAAGUGUCAGGGGCUUGGUGCCCUUGACAGCUCUCGAAGGCUUGGAGCCUUCGAGAGUCAUCUUGAUGAGACUCCAUCUCAUCGAGGUGCUACUUCAUAUAGCACAACUCAGGGCAUUGAAGACUGCCAGCUUUCCUUGGUUACCCUGGAGUCCAUCUUUUACUUCCCAAAUGAGACUCAGCUGUUCAUGUUACCUGCUGGUCAACAUUUGUCCUUGGCUGCCCCCAUCUCUGCCUUCUCCUUCUCAGACAAGACUCCAUUCACUUUGCCUGUUGCUCUGCCUUGUCUGUCUGAGACAAGACUCCUUCACUUUUCCCACUGGGACACUAAUUGGGUUUCUCUUACUCGCUUUCUUACUUUCCUGGUUAAUGUAGUGUUCUCUCCAUUAUCUAUUAAGGCUGAUGGUUUGCCAUGGCUACCCCCAGUUCUGUCUUCUCCUUCUGAUACUAGAGUCUUUUCAAUUUGCCUGCCAUACAUUCUCUUUGACAUCUAUUAUGCCAGGGGAAUGUUUGGUGCAUCCCCCACCAAGUGCCAGGGGCUUGGUGCCCUUGGCAGCUCUCAAAGGCUUGGAGCCUUCAAAAGUCAUCUUGGUAUGGAUAUACCCUAA